This is a messenger RNA of Ustilago hordei, 1737 nucleotides long. RefSeq lists its product as uncharacterized. The coding region runs from base 1 to 1737 and encodes 578 amino acids. Gene Ontology annotation, molecular function: heme binding; monooxygenase activity; oxidoreductase activity, acting on paired donors, with incorporation or reduction of molecular oxygen. The record is from RefSeq and is a predicted model, not a curated record. The transcript has a single exon. NCBI's taxonomy places the organism in Eukaryota, Fungi, Basidiomycota, Ustilaginomycetes, Ustilaginales, Ustilaginaceae.
AUGUCGGUGUCUACGACAUCUCUCUCCCUAGAGGGGCUUCUUGUGGUGGUCUUGCACCGACCCCUGGCCUCCGCAUUCACCUUCCUGGUCAUCUUCAUAACCUACAAACUUGCCAUGAAACCAAUCCUCUUUCCCUCACCCUACCGCCAACUUCCACGCCCUCAACGAGCAUCAUACAUCCUCGGACAACGAGCUGUCGAAGCGCAAGGCCUCACCUACACCCCACCCCACUCUACCCCUGUGAAGGUUAGCGGACCAGGCGAAGUAGUCAAACACUACGCCCGAACCCUCGAUACCUCCGUCUUUGUUUUCCCAGAACCCUUUGGCGGAGAAUCCAUCUUCAUUUCCGAUCCCUUCGCUCUCAACGCUAUCCUUGGCGACAUUGACAAAUUCCAAUCCGACCUGCUCCGAUCCUCCAUCAUAGAGUUUAUCGUCGGUAACGGCAUUGUUACUCGCUACGGAGAUGCGCAUAGACGGCAGCGGAAAUUGAUGGCUCCGGCGUUCACACCUGCGCAUUUGAAAGGCUUGACAUCAAUCUUUAGCAAGUAUGCGGAUCUCAUGUGCGAAAAGAUAGCAGCGAGCGGGAAAGAUACAGUAGAUUUGGCCGAGUAUCUAGACUGUACGAUGUUAGACAUUAUCGGAAUGGCAGGGUUUGGAUAUUCUUGUAGGGCAUUGGAGAAGGGUCGCGAUGGAUCCGAGUUGAGUUCUGCAUUUAAUGCUGUGAAUCAAGCAGCGAUUGAUUUUGGAUUGGGUAGAGCGAUUCAUUUGGGGCUGAGUGCGAUGAUUUACCCCAAAGCUUGUACUUGGCCGUUGUCCGAGGCGAAUAGGAGGAUUGCGAAGGUGAAUAAGGUGAUGGAUAGGAUUUCGAUGCAGAUUGUACGUGAAGCGAAGACCAAGGUGCAAAAGGAAGGGGAAGAUUUGGGGGAUAAAAAGGAUCUUCUUUCGUUGCUGAUGAAGGGUAAUCUGGAUGCAGGGGCGGCGGAGAGGAUGACGGAUAAGGAAAUUAGUGGGCAGAUUCAGACGUUCAUGUUUGCGGGAUAUGAGACGUCUUCUGUUACCACUUCUUGGGCUUUGCAUUUCCUCUCGCAGCAUCCGAAGGUGCAGGAGAAACUGAGGAAGGUGUUGGACGAAACGAUGAAGGAACGAAAGGGUAUAGCACUGGAAGAGAUCAGAGCGGCAGAUUUGGAAUACGACGAUGUCUGGUGCGAUCAAGUGAAAUACCUCGAUUGGAUCCUUGCCGAAACUCUUCGCCUAUGCCCACCUGUUCCAGGAAACGACCGUGAAGCAACCCAAGAUACAGUCCUACCCCUCAUGACCCCCAUCAAACUCACCAACGGAACCACUACAUCCCAACUCGUCAUCAAGAAGGACACCCGCGUCACUGUCGGAAUCAAAACUGUCAACUACGACAAACGUCUCUUCGGCCCAGACGCAGAUGAGUUCAACCCAGACCGUUUCGGUGACCUCCCCGAAUCACACUCAAACGCCAAAAUCCCGCCCUACGGAACAUACUCCUUUAUUGGCGGACCAAAGUCUUGCAUUGGAUCCAAGUUUGCAUUGACGGAGAUGAAGAUUCUGAUCAUUGCUGUAUUGGCGAGAUUCGAGUUAUCUCCGGAACCAGGGGUAACGAUUAAGCAGCAUCAAGCGUUGAUUGUGCGUCCGAGGGUGGAGACGAGUGAGGGUGCGGCUGGUGCGGGGAUGCCGUUGCGCGUGCGAAGGCUUGUUAGCAAGGCUUAA